AUGUCUCUAGUAGAUUAUUUUGGUGAAUUUUUUUGCAAUCAUCAAUCUCUAUGGAAAUUGGCUUUAUUUAUUAGCUGGCUGAAUCUUUUUAAAAGUUUAGAAAUUAUUUUGAUUUAUGAACAAGGCAAUUCUAUUUGAAAUCAAAAAAAUAAAUUUGAAGGAUUUUCAGAGUUUAACUCCCUUGCUGAAUGGCACAUUUGUGGUUACUCAGAAGCUUUAAUCUGCUUAGAUAUGUAUGAGAACGCUUUACUGCUUUUGGAUUUGACAGAGCGAAUUGAAACUCAAUUUCUCUUAUCUAAAUUAUGCGAGGAGAAAGAAAUAUCUCACCUUGUAUUUGAAAAUAAAUUAAGUUAUUCUGAUCAAUGAACCUUUUCAAUAAAGCCAUCAUCUUUAGAGCAAGCCAAUGCAUUUCUUUCAGUUCUUCGUUAUUUUGGAUGAACUAAAGGUCUUACGAUUUCUGACGGAUUUAAGAAUAUUUUAAAAGAAAAUUUGGAAGAAUACUCAAAGACUUUAGCUUUUAUGACGAUUGAGCCUAAUGCAAAUAUAGAGGAAUUAGUUAAUAGGAUUAUAACUCCACUUGGCGAAACUCUUUAUUAUAUUUUUAUGACUCCGACAGAGUCCUAUAAACUGCAGAGCAUCUUAGCGUCGACUAAACUUUUAAAUAUUGGAAAUGGAAUUGUUUUAGACCAAGAAAGUGGAUAUAAUUACUCAAUAAAUGGGGCUUUAAUAAUUACAGUAAAGGGGCAAGAGUUUUCUUCUUCAGAAAAUGAAUAUAUGACCUCUUCAGUGAAAAGUAUAAUUAAUUAUAUAUUAGAAAAUAUUGAAACUGAGACUAAACAAGAAGUAUUUUUUAUAUUGCAAUCAUUACUAAGAAGCAAGAAUCAUUUUUCGUUAGUAAAUAUAGGCAUUUCGCCUAUAUUGCCCUAUAUGGGCCAAAAGUUGAGAGCACUUCCUCUUAAGUUGUUUGACCAACUUAGGCUGGCCAAACCAAUCAGAGAGUUUAGGGAGUUUCCCCCUCCUGCUGGUUUGGCCAAACUAAGUUGGUCAAAAAGCUUGAGAGGAAGUGCUUUCAACUUUCGGCCCACAUCGGGCAAUAUAGGCGAAAUGCCUAUACCCAAGAUGGAGAAAGAGUCGUAGUUGGAAAAAUCCUUAAUGAAGAAUUAUUUUUAUUUAGUGAUAUUAUUUUCCCAGGAAACUCUAAAGAAAUUCCAAAAUCAAUAAAAAAAGUUUUACAGCUUAGCAUUGAAGCUGGCUCUUCUAAUCCUACAGGCCCCCCUAUUACUGUUGGGCUAGUUGGAGGAUACGGCUCAUAUUCAGCUUGUGAAAUAAUAAAUGAAGAUAAUUCAAGCUUACUAAAUAAUUUCCAAAUUGAAUUAUUUAAUUUCGACUGCGGGACAUCAAUUUAUAACUCCACAUUUGCUAAUGCCUGCUAUUUAAAAGAUAAAGACAGCUUUGGCUUAGGCCAUAUAUCAGCUUGAUCUUCAGCAAUGUCAAUUGGGUCAAUUAAAUCUUUUAAGCAGCUUAAUCUAACAUUUCCUAUUGUAAGUGCUUCUAAUGGAGAUGUCACGCUAAAUUCUACGGCUAAUUACCCAAUGUACAUGAGAGUCCAAGCUUCCCUUUCUCUUGGAUAUUCCUUAAUCCCUAUUUUUAUCAGAGCUUUAGGUUGAAAACAAGUGGCAGUUCUUUACCAAAAUGAUUCAUGAGGACUAUCUGGGUAUUAUUAUUUCAACCAAAGCGUUAAAAACCACGAUCUCUCUUUAAUCAACCCAGAAAGCAGCAGAACAAUUCCAGCAAAUCUUAACCGAGCUGAAAUAAAAGAAUAUUUAUAUAUCUUCCAAGAAAUUAUUGGCACCCAAGCACGAUUUUUAAUUUCAAUUCUACAAUACCCAAUGGCUUAUUAUAUAUUUGAAGAGUUUUAUGAUUUAGGAAUAAGAAAAGGAGAUCUUGUUAUUUUUACAAAACUUUCGGACCUUGCUACGUUUGCAGCUUAUGAUAAUUUAUAUGCAUAUAAACUAUAUGAGACUGCUGUUCCUAUAAUUACUAUGUAUGGACAAAGCUGGGUUGGGCCAUUAGGAGAAAAAGCAUUAUCUUAUAUUACAAAAAAUUAUGGAGGAUUGGUAAAUUCAUAUAGCUGCUUCUAUGUAGAUGCAGUUUUUUUAAUUGCAUAUGCGCUGGAUUUUAUGAUUAAUAGAGGAAUUGAUUAUACUGACCCUGAUAAGCUGCAAAAAGCUAUGAGAAAUCAGCAAUUUUAUGGGUGUACUGGACAAGUUAAUAUAGAAAAAGGGUCAAAUGAUAGGAUUAUCCAAACUUUUGAAAUUAUUGUAAAUAAAAUAGACGAAAAUGGAAAUUUAACUACUUAUGUGAUGGGGCAGUUUCGGCCUCAAAGCACACAGCUAAUAACAAUCCAAGAGCCUUUGGUAUAUGCAGAUGGCUCCACAACAAAGCCAGCAGACUUAAGAAGCACUGAUUAUAAAUGCCCUUUCCCUGAUAGGCUUGUAAGAACUUUUGCAAAAGGAAGGGCUUUGGUUUUUGGAAUUUGCUUUUUUGUUGCUUUGGUUUCUCUAGUGAUUACAAUUUAUAUAUGAAAAAAGUGAUGGAAAAUUUCAAUUGAGCCAUUAACUACAAAAGAAGAAAUUUGUAUGCAAGAUGCUAUUGUGGCAGGGACAAUUAUAAUUGAAUUUUUUCAGUUUUCUUCAAUGGGGCCUGAUUUUUCAGCAAUUGAUUCUACUUUGGCUGAAAUAAGUGGUACCUUUUCGUUGAGCUUGGACCAUAUUUUGAAAUUAAGAAAUGGGAUCUUUUGAAUUAUUGCUAAUGCUGUUUUUGCGUGUAUUGGCUUGUGAAUAAUUUUAUGUUCAGUAGUCCUUCUCAGACUGGAUGAGAAAUUUCCUUUGAGCUUUGUGUUUAGGAAUUUAAGCACUUUGGCUGAUUAUUUGAUGCCUAUUUUAGGUGAUCUUUGCUUUAUUCCGUUUAUUUCAGUUUGCCUUGACAUUUUUUUAUGCGAUCAGUCUAUUGGAGAUAAUUUCACUAACUUCGUUAUCUGAGGAUAACCAAAGAAGAAGGGAUGAUUAUUUAUUAAAAAUUCAUAAUAAAUUUAAUCAGAUCAAUUUUUUCAAAUUUUUAAUUUAUCUUCUAAAAUUCUUAUUUUUAUAUAUCAUAAUUUUGUAUCUAACUCUCCCCUCAGUGAGUAAACAAAAAUAUUGUUGGCUUACAGAGGGAGGUUAAUUUUUUUUAAAAAAUUUAUAUAGAUCGAGCACACUAAUAACAUGCCCUCAGAGCUCAGCAGAAGCCAAGGUUGCUAGUUUUCUGCUUCAUUAUGGCGAACCAAACUUGAUUUGGCAAAUAAUGAUUUUAUUUCGCCAAUAAAGUUUGGUUUGUCAGAAAUGAGUAACGCCGACGAGCUUGGCUUCUGCUCCGAGCCAGCCCCAAGGGUGUGCUAAUAGCAAAACUAUGUAUAAAUUUUAUAGUAAUUUUUUUUACACAAUUUAAAAAAUCCCAAUUCGAAAUAUUUUUGAAUCAAAUAUUAAUAUAAUUUGUAAAAUUUAUAUUUAAAUGGGAGCUGUUCAAAUUUAAACAGAAUAGCUAAUAGAUUCAUUAUAAUAAUUAUACAUUAAAAAUGAUUUUGUUCGCUCAUGUAGGGUGGGUUUUUUUUACCCAAAAACAUGAAUUUUUCAAUGGUUUGUUCGAUCAUGGAGGUGGGGAGUAAGAAGUUUUAUUUUCCAAACAAAUACUGUUAGCAUAUUUUUUGUCAAAGGAGAAGUGAAAGUUUUCUAGCUCAAGACUGCUAUUAUUUUUGCUGAAAAGAUGAACAUUUAGCUUAUGCUAUUUUUUCUAUAUUUGCACUAAUAACAUAUGAACCUCUUGCGGUAUUCUGUAGACCUCUUUGGCAAGAGCUUCAGCCUAUUCUACAUAUAAAAGCAGUUCCGCUAUUUUUGAUGGUAAAAACUAUCGUUCAAAUAACUUUAAUUGUAAUGAAUAAGACAGUAAAAAGGGCUCAAAGCCUCCUUCAUGGGGCUCUUUUUAUAGUAGUGAUGAGUUUUUAUGUUGCUUUUUUAUUUAAAUUCAAGCCUUUUAACUAUGCAAGAUUCAGCUGAUGGCAAACUUUGAUUUCAAUUGGAGUAGUCUGAUUAGCUUUAAUUUCAGUAAUUGAGCAAAGUAUUGGCGGAGAUUAUCUUGUUUUAGUGUCAAUUUUGUUCUUUGGAUUUAUAAUGAUUGCUUUAUUAAAUCAUUAAAAUAUGGCGUCAUUGAAUUUUCUAGUCUUGGACUAAAAAAUUUAUCUCUUGCAUAUUUUAAUUAUAAAGUUUAAAUUUUUCUGUUGAAUUUAUCUCGGCUAGACAAGGAAACAAGAGCACUAGGAUUUACAUGAGGGAAUCCUAUUUACCAUGACUUAACUUUCAGAUGUGUAAUACUCACUUCAGGCGCAGAGGCUGGAAUUUAUAAGCCUGAGUCAACUGCUUGAACUCAAAAAAAAGCUGCCAACUCCAAAUUCAAGACUGGUGCAAUGACCAUAUAGUUGGGUUGAUCAACACUUGCCGGUAGACGAAAAAUGGCAUUAAAUGGUCUAGUUGUUAAUGUGGCUAUAGCAUAACACUAGUUUAGAUUGCUUUAAUUGGAGUUUAUGUUCAGUAUAAAAAAUACCCAAGUUUGCUUUUUCGUAAAAAAGGCCAAGACACAUCAAAUUUGUUUAUUUUUGCAUUUUCUUUUGGCAAGAAUUCAAAACUGGCAUUAUCAAAAAUUGUUCCAAGUGUGACGUCUAUGUCGUCACCACGUAAAAUUGGAGACCAAAGCCCUUAA
Messenger RNA from Blepharisma stoltei, 4791 nucleotides. The record is from the annotation of a GenBank genome assembly. Lineage: Eukaryota; Ciliophora; Heterotrichea; Heterotrichida; Blepharismidae.